Molecule: messenger RNA, 2238 nt
Organism: Zalophus californianus (California sea lion)
Lineage: Eukaryota; Metazoa; Chordata; Mammalia; Carnivora; Otariidae
Gene: C17H19orf48
Product: chromosome 17 C19orf48 homolog
Exons: 6
Coding region: 461-1447 (328 amino acids)
Source: RefSeq, a predicted model, not a curated record
UCAUUUGGGGUCCUGCCCCUUCUCAGCCCGCCUUUGGUGCUGUCCUCAGAAUAGCCUGACGCUCAUGACAGGACAAGGGGGCCCGAUAUCCCACUACUCCUUUUACCCGACUCCAGGGACAACAUCAUAUGGUCUGUUCAGGAAGAUUUUAGCGAGAACAGGCAUUAUUCGCUUCCGCAAGCGCCAAAGUUGGGUUCCCGACCCCGGCGCGCGUGGUGGGGGCCUCGGGGCGGAGUCCGGGCGGGCGCGUGCGGCGCGGCCCUGCGAGCGGCGCGCACUAUAAAGCGGGACUCGAGGCCGCCCGCGCACGCUUUGGAGAGAGUGAAGGACGGGUUCUUCCAAGGGAUGGAUGUGUGUCCUAGCAGCUUUCACUGUUUCGGGUUACUAACAGUCUCUUAAAGUGCAGUUAAUUUGGCCUCUGUUCCUGAAGGUGUAUCUUCAAGCUGAGGGACCACGUACUAUGACCCCAUUUUGGUGGUUCCUCCAGGAGUUGAACAGCCCCGCCAUCCCUGUGCUUGCCCCUGAGCCAGCGCCCCUCUGGGCUUCCUACUGUUCCCUGCAGGGCACAGCUGUGACCAUGGCCGAGAGAGCACUGGCGCCCACCCAGAUAGGGCGGGGGGACCGUUACUACACAUACACCGAGCUCCUGGCCAUCUCUCGGCGCUUCAAGCAGAACCCCAAUGAGCUCAUGAUCACCUGGAUCCUGCGCGUCUAUGACCAGGGUGGGCCGGCCCUGUCCCUGAAUUCUGGAGAGCUAGCCCUGCUGGGCGACCUGACCAGCGAUGCCAUCUUCAACUACCGCUGUAAGACCCUGCGGGGCGGCUGCAAGGCCCUGCUCACCUGGCUGCUGCUGGCCUGGCGCCGGCGCUGGGAGUCCUUCCUGCACUUCGAGGCCACCGAGCUGCCCUUCCGCCCCUGGACCACCAUGGAGGAGGGUAUCCAGCUGGUGCGUGAGCUGGGCAUGCUGGACUGGAUCUACCGCGAGCCGCCCUCCCCUCCUGCAGGAGAGCAGGGGCCAAGGCCCGCGCCCGAGGACGUGCCCUUCACGCAGGGCCUCCAGCGGCGCCUGCUGACGGCCGCACCCUCUGAGCUGCGGCUCUCGCUCGUCAGCCUGCUGGUCAAGGGUAUGACGGUGCUGGAGGCGGUGAUGGAGAUCCAGACCAUCGCCGAUGUGGGCCUGCUCUGGCGCCAGAGCCAGCCGGGCCGCGCCAAGCUCAUGUUGGGGCCCAACCCGACGCGCAAGGACCUCAUGGGCUGGCUGCUGAGCCACGGUGUGCCCAAGGAGCGGGUGGACAAGCAGCCCACCAAGGUCCUCCUUGAGCUGUACAUCAAAGAGGCCAAGCGCAGCCGCAGCCACCCCACCUACGUGCUGGGGGAAGAGCAGCCCCCGCCUCCCCCCUACUCAGACCAGGCCUGUGGGGAGGAGCUGCCCGUGCGGCUCGACUAGGCCUCCUAGGCUUGUCCUUCUGGAUGGUACUCGGUGGCGGAGGGAGGCUGGGUUCCCGGGGAGAUGAAGUCAGAGCCGCUGUCUCCUGAGCACGCCCCCCACCCCCCGCGUGGACUGAGGGAUGGCCCGCCUCCCGAGGGCAGGCUGCCCUGUUACUGUAUUCGAGGUUCCCAGGAGAGAGGACUGUCCUGGCCCCCAGGCACCCCACACGUGUCACCAGCCAGUGGUGGAGGAAGGCGAGCCCGCCUAUAGCCCUGGUUGCCUUGUUCCCCCCGGGGCACGACCUGUUCCUUCUGGUCUGUUACAUUUCAGUCCGAUGGGCACAGUGGGUAGGCACCCACCCCUCGGCCACACGGGCCCCCAAAGCACUACAGGCCAGGUGGGGAGACCCCACAGCCCAUGAUAUGAAAGCACCUUGAAGUUUGUACGCUUUUUCUUAAGGUAUUUUUUAAAUGCAAUGUUUUUACCUGAUAAUUUAAGUAUAUGCAACACUUUGGUUUUAGGGAUGCUCCUUUCUCUUGGAAUGGUUUUUCCCUUAAGACUUUUUUUUUUUUUUUUAAGUUUUAUUAUUAUUGUUUUACAAUUCCUUUCCAUUUUAAAGUGGACUUCUGCUGUUUGCUCACCUGGAGCCAGUCCCAUCUGAUUUCUCUCGGUGGAUGUGUGACCUCUGUCCAGUGUCUUACAUCUGGAUUAAAGGUGUUGGGGCCAAGAAUCACAGCUUCGUGAGCACAGACAGCCACCCUGGCAGGCUGCGCUAGGCACAUGGGACUCAUUAAAAUAACGUGAGCAUU